AUGGCGUUCUUCAACUUCUCCAAGAAGAACACGAUGCCCGCCGCGGAGGACCCAAUCCUGCUGCGGGAGCAAACUACGAGGGGAUCGACGGCGCCUAGCGACGAGCAAGAAAUGACGAAGACCAGCACCGUCCGCGUACUGAGCGAGUACGACGCGGACAUCCGGCCGCAGACGGCCUUCGGCUUUUCGGAGUCGAAGAAAUGGUUAAUCCUCUGUGUUAUCUUCGUGGUCCAAAUCUCUAUGAAUUUUAAUGCGAGCGUAUACGGCAUGGCUGUUGAUGGAAUGGUAGACGAGUACGGCAUAACCCAUCAAAAAGCACGUUGCGGACAGAUGGUGUUCCUGAUCGCUUACGCUUUUGGGUGCGAGCUAUGGGCGCCCUGGUCAGAAGAGAAGGGCCGAUGGAUUGUCCUCCAGCUCAGUCUCUUCUUCGUCAACGUCUGGCAGAUCCCAGCUGCCCUGUCUACGAACUUCGGCACAGUCAUGAUCGCAAGGUUCCUCGGUGGUCUUUCCUCGGCUGGUGGCUCCGUCACGCUAGGUAUCGUGGCCGACAUGUGGGAGCCUGAGAAGCAGCAGGGCGCUGUCAACUUUGUCGUCUUGGCUUCGGUUGCCGGUUCCGUGGUUGGUCCUGUCGUGGGUGGCUUCGUCGCCUACAAUGCAGACUGGCGUUGGAUCUUCUGGAUCCAGCUGAUCUUUGGAGCCGUCACUCAAGCGUUGCAUUUCUUCACGCCCGAGACCAGGACCUCCUUGAUGUUGGAGAGAGUUGCCAAGACGAUGCCGAACGCAACGGUACCCGAUGAGGACAAGGGCUCCAUGACCAUCAAAGGUGUCGCUAAGAUCUGGUGGCGGCCGUUCAAGAUGUUACUCACCGAGCCGAUCGUGGCUUUCCUCUCCCUCCUCAGCGGCUUCAGCGAUGCGCUGAUCUUUACCUUCUUCGAGUCGUUCGGUCUGGUGUUUGCUCAGUGGAACUUUAACAAGUGGCAGCUGGGUCUUGCUUUCACACCGCUCAUCGUCGGUUACCUCAUUGCCUACUUCGCGUUCAUGCUCGGCUUCGCCCAGGACAAGAAGUACAAAGCCAAGCACGGCGCCGAUUCGCUCAAGCCGGAGCAUCGUCUCUGGUUGCUUCUCUUCCUUGCACCACUGGAGGCCAUUGGUAUGUUCUGGUUCGCAGGAGCAAGCCUUGGACCGCCGAUGCACUGGAUUGUUCCUCUUGUCGCCUCGAUGCUUGUCGGUAUCGCCAACUACGCCAUCUACAUGGCGACAGUCGAUUACAUGGUGGCCGCUUACGGACCCUACGCCUCUUCAGCCACCGGUGGUAACGGCUUCUGCCGUGACCUCCUCGCCGGUAUCGCGAUACUGUACGCCGUGCCCCUUUUUACAGAGGUGGGUGAAGGAUCCGGCAAGGAGUUCCUCUGGGCGUCCCUCAUUCUCGGCUUCUUGGCUAUCUGCGUCAUCGCUCCGAUCUACGUAUUUUACUUCAAUGGCGAGAAAAUCCGCGCGAACAGCAGGAUGGCGAAGAAGUUGGAAAAGAAGAGAGAGGCGGGAGAAGCCAGGAGGGCAGGCGUAGUGGGGGCUGAGAGGACCGGCGUGGUGGAGGGAGGCAAUUCGAGCAACGUCUAG
Molecule: messenger RNA, 1617 nt
Organism: Coniosporium apollinis CBS 100218
Lineage: Eukaryota; Fungi; Ascomycota; Dothideomycetes
Exons: 4
Coding region: 1-1617 (538 amino acids)
Biological process (GO): transmembrane transport
Molecular function (GO): transmembrane transporter activity
Source: RefSeq, a predicted model, not a curated record